UCAGAAGCGCCGGCUUGUUUUCAAGAGCAGUUCUCGUGGUUUCUAGGCUCUUCUCAGCUGGCGUGACGUUUAGUCCCCCCACUAUCUUACCUAAUGCGCAACGAUACGCGUAUAAAGAGAACUGCGUGUUGUCGAUAGAUGAUUCACGUGCGAGCGACAUAACGGUUCGGCUGCACGAUCAGCUGAAAAUACAUCGACGAUUCAUACGUGUUACGUAAUAGUAACAAGAACAGAUAGACUAUUAUCUAGUAUAGUGGUUGGAGCAUAUAAACAGUAUUAUUCUAGAAGUGCGAUAAACGUUCCACGUACGCUAGUGACAAGUGAGAUUCUACCGCAGUGAGAUGUCGCUGAUACCAAUAUUAUUUUCCGAUUGGUGGGAAGAUUUGGAUCGGCCCCAUCGACUUUGGAACCAAUAUUUUGGCACAGGCAUAGAUCCGGACGAUAUCUUAUUGGACGGGGAGCUUUCAGAGACGUUAUUAUAUCGGCCUACGCCCCGACGCAAUAACAGACGUUAUCAUCCAUUUUGGCGGGCUUCUGCCAGAAAAGGACACGGCGCGUCCACCGUGAAACCGGACAAAAACAAGUUUGAAGUAACGUUAGAUGUAUCACAGUUCGUAGCGAACGAAGUUAACGUUAAAGUAGUGGACCAGAAUGUUAUCGUUGAAGCGAAGCACGAUGAGAAAGAGGACGAACAUGGCUGGGUAUCGAGGCGGUUUGUCAGAAAGUACAUUGUACCAUCGCAAUGCGACAUUGACCGGGUAGAAUCGCGUUUGUCGAAUGACGGGAUCCUGAGUAUCACGGUACCCAGGAAAGAGCCAUUGAAGCCCGAAUCGAGCGAGAAAAUUAUAAAGAUACAAUAUACUGGAAAACCCGCGCUGACAAAUUGCGAAGAGCAAGUCAAUGGCACACCAGAGUCGCAAAAGGAACAGACACAACGAGGACAACGAGAACAAACACACCAGCGGGGAAAGAAAAGGGGUUAAGAACGCAUCAAUUUCUCUGUCAUGAUCAUCUGUGUUUAUUUCAUUUUUUAUUGCAUACUCCAUUUUUUAUAAACAUGGUUAGCAUAGUUUAUAAUACUAAUGUAACACUUAAAUCAGACUGAUAUAAAAUGUGUAUAAAUGGCAUUAAAUAAAUUUUGCACUAUUUUUGUUGGAA
This is a messenger RNA of Nomia melanderi (Alkali bee), 1158 nucleotides long. Its product is annotated as protein lethal(2)essential for life. NCBI's taxonomy places the organism in Eukaryota, Metazoa, Arthropoda, Insecta, Hymenoptera, Halictidae. Gene Ontology annotation, biological process: response to heat; protein refolding. The record is from RefSeq and is a predicted model, not a curated record. Gene Ontology annotation, cellular component: cytoplasm; nucleus.